AGUACUAUGAUAUCUCGCAUAAGCUCUGUUGGGAUCCUGCCCUUGAAGACCUACUUGGCGGCUACCCAAUAAAUAUUUAUAGGUCAGGCACACACACAACACAAGAGCAGAAGCCAUCACCUUUUGCCCUAAAAGAAAAAAAAUAUUCAUUCCCAAACACACUGCUUCCACCUACACAGGUUCCCAAAUGCUUGCUAAGGGACAUCUCUCUCACCUUAGGUGGUUUAUUUGGGUAUUCAGGGACACUGUUUUUUGCUUGAAGUGGGAAUGCAGUUGACUGCCAAAAUGUACUAAAUUUACAUUUAUUUUGUGACUAGUAGAGAGAUGUUAAGUAAAAUGAAUCUUCUAACAGUGUAUUCCUUCACCCUCUGGCCAGGGAGAAAGGGACUUUUGAAAUGGAGAGGAGGGUGGGCAUCCUAGCAAAGGGAGGAGGGUAAAAAACCAUGCAUUUGAAAACCAUGAUAUAUUGCAUUUUACCUGAAUUCCCUUCUCCUUCUUUGAAUUAACUGGUUUCUCUGAAUUUGGCUCAGCCCUGGUGGGGGCUGCUGCUGGCAAUCAAGGGGGGCAAGGCAGUUCUGGGUCAGUCUCAGCAUGCCUUACUGACUCCCUCCUCUUUCUUGCUGUGCUCUUAGGAGGUUGGAUCCUCCCAUUCAUGUUUACAAUAAGGACCAUAGUGAAAUGGGGUUCUCACCCCAAAUAAGACUGAAACCUCCUAUUCCUAAAGUGGAGAUGCAUUUGAAGGAAGCUGCAAGAAAAUCUCCUACCAUGGUCUUGUUCUGUGGGACGCAUAGAAGAUUGGCCUCGUCCUAACAAAUCAGGGGGGAAAGAAAGAAGUGCUCAGAGACGGACUUUAAAGCUUGGUGCAACUGGAGUGGAAGGGGAAAGGAUGAGUUCACCCACUGAUGCCAGCAUGGAAGAAAUCCCUCUGGAAGAUGAAGAUCAAGACAGCAUGGAAUACAAGGUUGUAUUGGCCUUUGCCCAACGGCGAUUGUCCGCUAGCAAAUAUGAGCAACUUCUGGAAAAGGGGGUAAAGACAGAGAGAGGAUUGCCCCAAGACCAAGCAGAAAUGGAAAAUGUUCCUCAAGCUCAUAAGACCAAGAGAAGCCACAAGGUGUCCAUCAAGGAUAAAAGGCCCACUACCCUAAAUAAAAAAAGAAGGACAAAAACAUCUACCUGGAAAUGCCGGCUUCUCCCUUCCUGUUUGAGAAGAGAGACAGAAGAGGGCCCCCAGCAGCCAUCUGCUAACCAAGAUGAUAUGAAUGGAUUGACCUUAAGUGCAGCAACAGCUGGUGGGAGUGCUGAUGCUUCUUCAGGGCCAGAAGCUAGGGCAGAGACCAUCAACCACGUUGCAGACAGACUUGUCAAGAUAGUUUGUUUCAAAUCACCAUCAGAUUCCUCAAGAGUGGCAUUCAGAACACUAGUGCAUACUCCAAGCCUAGAAGAAGAUGGGAAUGGCACUGAAAAAGAUGAAGAAAAGAUAAUAGAAGCAAUUGUUGAUUUGUUAAGAAAAUCAGGAGAUGAACUGGUGACAAAGUUGGAACAGGACAGGACUUUCCAUCAGCGUGUCAUGGAUAUGUUCUCCUAUGCCUUCUUCAAAAAAGUCACUGAUCAGUUCUUGGAGGAUGUCCCAAUGGAUUCUAUAAAAGAGGAUGAAGACAAGAUCCAAUACACUAAAGUUGCUUUUGCAUUGGAAGUCGCAACUAGACUUACAGCUGUGGACAACCAUCCUAUGAAUCUGGUCCUGGGGUUUGGAUCAAAGUACCUCAAAGAACAUUUUAGCCCUUGGAUUCAAAACCAUGGUGGAUGGGAAAAGGCUUUGGAAUUGCUGAAUGAGGAAGAAGUAGAAUAAAUUUGAUUCACUCUUCGGAGCUUUGGCAGCUAAUCCAAGCUAAAAGUGAAUUGAGAGAGAGAGAAACUUUGACCUUCCUCAAACCUGGGGAUAGGAUUGUUCUUCAAGCCACAUGAUGCAGAAAUAUCCUCUACUACGUAUGAAAACAAGACUUGCUGCCUUUCUUGUGACGAACAGACACCUCACCAUACAGGAAAUGCAACAUUUUAGCUUUCAUUAAUGUGAAUUCUGGUGGGGUGUUUGGUUUUUUGGGGUGUGGGGGUUAGCAGAGUUGCUUCCCAAUAUUUCCAUGGACACAUCAUUAAAAUAUGCAAUCAUGAACAGAUUAUAGAAAUGGGACCAGCUUUGCUAUAGAAGUUGUAAUGUUAGAUGCUGAUAGUGCUUUUGUGCCAUUAUCACAGCACUCUGAAUCACAUUUAGCUCCUGUUUGUGAAUGCAUGGCUGUGGACUCUCCAUUUGGAGUGAAAGGUCCCAGUGAUUUCAGCUGAAGGGCUUUCAUAGUGAGAAGACCUAUUCUCUUCAGACCUUUAGCUCUGUUCUCAAUGUUCACCCCCAGAAAGAUCAACUUGUAUGAGCAUUUCUAACUUAGCUUCUCUGUUAUAAUACACUACCCCCCCAUGCAUACAAUAUACAUUAUUCUCAUAAGCAUUAAUUUGGCUAACAGAAGACUCUCAGAAGGGUGAAGUUAAGGAAAGUUAAAACUGUCCUCUGACCAAUAAAAACAACUAUUUGUUGUAGCAUUUAAAAGAAAGCCAUCUGCCAGGGAAACUGUUCCCAAUAUUGCUAUUUGAUUUGUAGCCCAUUUGGCUGAUAUUUGUUUAAUUG
Molecule: messenger RNA, 2674 nt
Organism: Gavialis gangeticus (Gharial)
Lineage: Eukaryota; Metazoa; Chordata; Crocodylia; Gavialidae
Gene: BCL2L14
Product: BCL2 like 14
Exons: 8
Coding region: 887-1849 (320 amino acids)
Biological process (GO): regulation of apoptotic process
Source: RefSeq, a predicted model, not a curated record